Messenger RNA from Linum tenue, 4291 nucleotides. NCBI's taxonomy places the organism in Eukaryota, Viridiplantae, Streptophyta, Magnoliopsida, Malpighiales, Linaceae. The record is from the annotation of a GenBank genome assembly.
UAUUGCACUUCUACUUUCAAUUAAAUCCCUAGAAUUCUGAUCUCACCUGUUCUUGUCAAAGUUCGAAGAAAAUUGGUACACAGAUCAUUUACAGGCAAACAAGAGAAGGGCUAAAGCAUCUCUCGGGUAGAAUCGUCUCGCGCUCAACGAUCCAACAGGCAUUCCAUCAGGUAGAUGUCCCCAGCCAGCAGGCGAAUCGCCCGAUUCCGUUUCUCUACCUUUCCGUUCAAUUCUUCUUCCCAGGGCGCUUCCUUCUUCGCCGGAUUCUCAUCGUGUCCGUGAAACAGGUAGUGCAUCUGUAGCAUCUGCUGACCUGGAGAGAAUUCUGUCACCCCUUGGAAGAAUUGUGGGGUGUUUAUUGGUGUAUGCUAUCGACCGUGCUAGUCAACGAAAAUGAGUGUGAUUGGUUUUGAUAUUGGUAACGAGAACUGUGUUAUUGCUGUGGUAAAACAAAGGGGCAUUGACGUGUUGUUGAAUGAUGAAUCAAAUCGUGAAACACCGUCUGUGGUUUGUUUUGGGGAGAAACAGAGGUUCCUUGGAUCAGCAGGUGCCUCUUCUGCUAUGAUGAACCCAAGGUCUACUGUAACACAAGUAAAGAGAUUGAUUGGAAGGAGGUUUAAGGAUCCUGAAGUUCAAACGGACCUGAAAAUAUUCCCAUUUGACACGUCAGAAGCAAAGGAUGGUGGCAUUUUGAUUAAUUUGAAAUACUUGGGUGAAACGCAUUCAUUUGCCCCUGUUCAAAUUUUGGCAAUGUUAUUUUCACAUAUGAAAGACGUGGCAGAGAAGAACUUGGAAAUGCCGGUUGUAGACUGUGUGAUAGGAAUACCAUCAUACUUCACUGAUUUGCAGAGACGGGCAUAUUUGGAUGCUGCUAAAAUUGCAGGUUUGAAGCCUUUGAGACUGAUGCAUGACUGCGCUGCAACUGCACUUAGUUAUGGUAUCUAUAAAACAGAUUUCUCUAGUACGGGGCCAACAUAUGUGGCGUUUAUUGACAUUGGUCACUGUGAUACUCAGGUGUCUAUUGUAUCAUUUGAGGUUGGGCAUAUGAGAAUAGUAUCACAUGCUUUUGAAAGCAACUUGGGUGGGAGGGACUUUGAUGAGGUUUUGUUUGGUUAUUUUGUGGCUCAGUUUAAGGAGCAGUACAAGAUAGAUGUAAAUUCUAAUAUCAGGGCUUGUAUAAGGUUAAGAGCAGCAUGUGAAAAGUUGAAGAAGGUUCUAAGUGCAAACUCAGAGGCACCCUUAAAUAUUGAAUGCUUGAUGGAUGAAAAGGAUGUUAAAGGUUUCAUCAAGAGGGAAGAAUUUGAGAGGCUGUCAUCAGCUUUGCUGGAUAGAGUUUGUAUUCCUUGCAAGAAAGCUUUAGCUGAUGCAACCAUCACUGUGGGAAAGAUUCACUCAGUCGAGCUUGUGGGAUCUGGAUCUAGAAUACCAGCAAUUGCUAAGCUAAUAACUUCUUUAUUUGGAAGAGAACCCAGUCGGACAUUGAAUGCAAGUGAAUGUGUGGCUCGUGGGUGUGCUCUGCAAUGUGCAAUGCUUAGUCCUGUAUUUCGUGUAAGAGAAUAUGAUGUAGUUCAAGAUUCAAAUCCUUUCUCCAUAGGGUUCUCAUCAGACGAAGGCCCAAUUCGCACACCCUCAUCAAAUGGCAUAUUAUUUCCUAGAGGCCUAUCCAUUCCAAGUACCAAAGUCUUGACAUUUCAAAGGAGUAGUCAGUUUCACUUGGAUGCUUUCUAUGCCGAUCCGAAUGAACUUCCAGCGGGUGUCUCUUCCCGGAUAUGUACUUUUACGAUUGGUCCUUUACAAGGCUCCAAUAGUGAUAAGGCAAGGGUUAAGGUUAAAAUCCAGCUAAACCUCCAUGGUAUCAUCACUGUUGAGGCAGCUAUGGUUGUUAGUGGUGAUGGUGAUGACGUUAGUAUGCAGUCCCCAUCUUCCGAUGCUUCAGCUGAUGGUUCGAGAGAUAGAGGCAACCGUAGGAUCGAGAUACCAGUGAGUGAAACUGUGUAUGGUGGAAUGACAAUGGCUCAGCUUUCAGAAGCCCAUGAGAGGGAACUUCAACUCACCCAACAGGACAGAACUGUGGAACAAGCCAAGGAAAAGAAGAAUGCACUGGAGUCGUAUGUCUAUGAGAUGCGUAAUAAGCUUUUUAACACAUUGCGGAGCUUUGCUAGCGAUGAGGAAAGGGAGGGAAUUUCAAGGAGCCUACAAGAGACGGAGGAAUGGCUUUAUGGAGAUGGAGAUGAUGAAACUGAGAAUGCGUACACGACAAAGAUGCAGGACUUGAAGCAGUUGGUGGAUCCAGUUGAGAACCGAUACAAAGACGAGGAAGCUAGAGCAUAUGCCACAAGAGAACUGCUCAAUUCCAUUGCAGAGUUUCGAGCUUCAUCAGAGUCUCUUCCGAAUGAGGACAGAGAACUGAUGAUGCACGAGUGCAAUAAAACAGAACAAUGGCUGAGAACAAGAACAGAGGAACAAGAAUCCAGGCCCAAAGACAUUGACCCCGUGUUAUCGUCCAGGGAUGUCAAGCACCAAGCAGAGGCCCUUAACUCGACAUGGAAGCAGAUACUAAGAAAGAGGGCUUCACCAGCUAAUUCAGGAGACAGCAAGGGUUCAGAUCGGUAAAAGCAACAAUGGUCAAAGCAAUGGAAGACUCUAGCAGACAGCAGUUUCCCAUUAACGGGAUCAAAACAUUCCACAUUGUGAUACUGAUCCUUGAAAUUUUGCAUAUUUUCAAAGAUAUAGAGGUUAGAGAAAGAAAAAACAAAAACAUGAAAGAAUCCAAGGAAAAUUAGCCCCUAGAAGAUGUCAUCUCUUUACCAGUUUCUGCAGCAACUCGCUACUGCAAAUCCACAGCAGAUCGUAAAAACCAAGUGUCGCUGAAUGAAGCCAUGGAGUUAACCUGGAGUUUGCACGUUCUAUUGGUUUCAUUGUGGACAGAAUCACUAAGGAACUUGGAUUUGUAUGAUGUAGAAUCUACAGACAUUGUGCCGAUUGAUUCUUUGAAAACUUGAGUGAUUUUGUGUGCUCUCAAUUUAUCUGUCUUCUUGCCCAUUUGUGCACAACUCUAUAAACAAAUGACAUCACUGAAAAGUUUCCGACUUUCUGGAGACAGGAAAUUAUGAGUAUGGGAAUGGAAAGAGAAUCGAAUUGGAUGCUACAUAGUUCCCCAAGCUUCAAGCUUUCUUUCUCUUGCUGGUGGCUUUCUUUCUAGUCUUUCUGUAUCCUCCACUAUCCCUUUUGAAAUGUCUAUAUGCAGCUUGCCCAGUAAGCUCCUGACCGUUUCUGGAGACAUAAACCUUUCUUCCUUCUGGAGAUGUAAACCAAUGACCAGCAGCAGCUUGACCACUUGCCUGAACUCGUCGUUUACCGGCAUCCUUUGGGAGACCUGCACUGGUUCUAGGGUCCACCCAACCUUGAGAAGCAGCUCCUUUAGCAUCGGAUUUCCUUGCUCUCUUUCUUCCUUUGCUUGUUGAUCCCUUGUCCAUGUUGCUUCCGCCAGUUCCCUUGUCUUGAGGGGUUCCCCCAAAUUGACUCAUGUAGUCGAUAACUGAUUCACUUGGCAGCAGAUUCCCUCGGGCUUUAACCACGCCAAGGGGGAAGAAAUGGGGCAACCGGUCGUGUACUAUGCUCCGAAUCCUGGCAUCAUCGUUGAAGAAAUAGUGAUGGGCUGGAGGAAGAGGGUCAUCUACGUUCCAGCAUUGCUCAAACUCCCCCAUGGCAUUUCGAUUCGGAUCAUGACCUGCUCGUUGAGUUUCACGUCUAUUCGCGGCAGCAUCCUUAUCUUUAACAGACUGGAAGUACUCGUUGCAGAAGUCAUCUAAAGCAGGUGUUGCAAUCCGAACAUUCUGCAUCGGACUGAAGUCCUUCCACAGGUCCUCGAUCCUUCGAUUGUUCCCUGAUGAUUUUCCACUAUGCUCAGCGGAUUGUGACCCGACACGUUCAGGCUUUCUGUUCACGUUAUUGCCAAUGAGAGUAGGCUCGUCGUCAGAAUCAAUCAGCUGAAAUCUUCUGAGAGGACUGGUAGUCAACUUCGGGAACACCAACCCACUAUGACCCGUCUCUAAGCUUGAUGAAGCUGGUGUCUUGAAAGCCAGCCCCUUUCCCUUUGCCACUGACGACUGCCUUGAUGAUUGACCGGUUAACACUCCGGAUCCACGAAGCGUAACUUUUGAACCACUGCUGCAUACAGAGCUGUGCUGUCUUGACGGAAGCAAAUCUGCAAUUCGAAGGAAAUGAUACAAUUUUGAAGAAAACCCUAAUCUCUCUCCCCCACCCAAUCGAGAUGCUAAUGGUCUGAUUC